AUGGCGUCGCAGCGACCUCGCGCGGGCGAUGGGAGGAGUGAGGGGGUGAUGAGAACACGGGGCGAGGGUGCGAGCGCGGGUGGGGGCAUGGGCCGAUCGCAAGGAGGGGGCGGGACGGGAGGGGGGGGCGGGCGGGAAAGGGCGAUGGGAGAGGGCGAGGGGGGUUGGCGAGGGAAGAUGCGAGGUGUGGGGGAAGAGGGGGACGGGCGCGGCAGCGGGCGCGGGGCAUCACGGGGGCUAGCGGGGCUGGAGACGGCGGGCGCCCGCGAGAGCGUGGUGCUGGUGGGGGCGGCGGCGUGGGUGGUGGCGCGGGUGGCGCUGCGGGGAGUGCUGCCAGGCGGCACUGUGGCGGCCAUGGCGGCUGUGUGGGCCGCCGCUGUGGGCGCUGAGUGCCGCGGCUGGGGAGCGGCCUUCCACGUGCUGCAGCCCAGGCUGGGCGCAUCCUCGCCGGGGCUGCACCUCGCUGCCAUCACGCCCUCCGCUGCCAUUGCCGCUGUCUGCGCCCUGCACCGCUCUGCACCGCUUUCUACUCCUCCCUCGUUCCCCCCCUGGCUGCUGGUGCUGCUGCACGCGUCCUUGGCGACCUCGCUGGCUGCAGUGGCCGGCACGGCAGCCGCUGCUGGCCACCCUGCGCUGCGCCGAGCAGCACUCGAGCAGGCGGCAGCCAAGGGAGGGACAGCCGAGGACAGUGGAGGGGGGGAGGAGGGGGGCAGGAGAGGGCAUGCAGGGGGCAGAAGGAGGGGCGGGGGACGCGAGGAGGGCAGCGACGGGGGGCGCAUGGAUGCGGGCGUGGGGGCGUUCGAGCGGCGCUUCUUCGGCGCGUGGCUGGCCGCCGGUGCUGCUGCCGUGCUGCUGCUCUGCCAUGCCCAUGCUGACGUGGCAUGGCGGAUGGCAGCAGGUGAGGUAGAGGACCGUUCGCCCUCCCCUCCCCUGCACCCUCCCCUGCUCUCUCCGCUUGCCCUUCCCCUCUGCCGCCCCCCUCUUCGCCCCUACCCCACGCCACCCAGCCAGCGUGGCGGCGCUGCACCUGCUGCUCUGCGCCCUGCUGCUGCGCACCUUCCUGCUGAAGUUUCCUCGCAGCUUCACUCCUGGCACGCUCUCGUCACCAUCGCCAUGCCUCGUGUCACCAUCGCCAUGCCUCGUGUCACCAUCGCCAUGCCUCGUGUCACCAUCGCCAUGCCUCGUGUCACCAUCGCCAUGCCUCAUGUCACCAUCGCCAUGCCUCGUGUCACCAUCCCCAUGCCUCAUGUCACCAUCGCCAUGCCUCGUGUCACCAUCGCCAUGCCUCGUGUCACCAUCGCCAUGCCUCGUGUCACCAUCGCCAUGCCUCGUGUCACCAUCGCCAUGCCUCAUGUCACCAUCGCCAUGCCUCAUGUCACCAUCGCGAUGCCUCGUGUCACCAUCGCCAUGCCUCAUGUCACCAUCGCCAUGCCUCGUGUCACCAUCGCCAUGCCUCCUGUUACUAUCGCGAUGCCUCGUGUCACCAUCGCCAUGCCUCAUGUCCCCAUCGCCAUGCCUCAUGCGUUCAACCCAACUACCCACGCGCUGCAGCUUCUGCCAUCCCAUGUGCUGCCGCUCGGCCUUCUCCCCCCCGCGCCACCCUCAUCGUCCUCCAUCGACCUCUUUCUCGUGCGCGCCGACGCCAGUGUGCAGGCCCUCGUGCUGGCGAUGCUGCUGCUGCCUCUGCUCUCCUCCACCGUCUCCGCGCCUGCAAGCGCCACGCGCCCAGCCCAGCACGGGGGGCGCACGGCAGCAUUCUACGCCGCGCUGCUGCUGCUGCUGGGCCACCUCGUGCCGCUCUGGCUCGCCCUCGCCGCCCACGCCGCCCACGUGCCACCGCCCCCUAUGCUCUGGUGGCUGCGGGAGGUGAUGGCCAACGGGCCGCUCUGGCUCUACUGGCUGCUGCUCCUCCUCCUCCUGCCGCCUCUCUCCCGCCUUGCCCCUUCCUCCACGCGCACACCCCACACCAUCCCCUUUGCCCCCCCCCUGUCCGCUGGUUCGCCCACGCCAUCCACUGGCCCCGCUGUCCCCCCCCCCGGCGGCGGUCCCCCCAGUGCCCCACGUGGUGCCCCACGUGGUGCUGCGCAAGGCCUUCCACGUGCUCGCCCUCGCCAUGUUCCUGCCGCCCAUGCUGCUGCAGGUGAUGCAUGCUGCUGCAGAAUCUCCCUGCUCCUCAUCUCCUCCACCCCACUCCUUGCCCCUUUUCGCCCUUCCCCUCUCCCUUUCGUCCCCCCCCUCUCCUUUUCGUCCCUCCCCUCUCCCUUUCAUCUGUCCCCUCUCCCGUUCGACCCGCUCCUCCAGCCCGCCUUCCUCCGCCUUGCCUUCGGCGUGUGCUUUGCCUUCUUCCUCCUCUUGGAAGCCAUGAGAGUGAGUCGCCUUGAAGCCAUGAGAGUGAGUCGCCUUGAAGCCAUGAGAGUGAGUCGCCUUGAAGCCAUGAGAUACCAGGGCAUUCCGCCACUCUCCGCCCCCCUGGAGGCCUUCCUUCGCCCCUUCACUGACACCCGCGACGCCGGCCCGCUCGUUCUCAGCCACUUCUCUCUGCUGCUCGCCUGCAUGCUGCCUCUCUCCCUCACCCCGCCCGCCUUCCUCUCUUCCUCGCACUCGCCAAUCCAAGCCUGCCACGUGGCCCCCUUUGCGGGGUUGCUGAGUGUCGGCAUCGGGGAUACCAUGGCGUCGGUGGUGGGGGUGCGGUGGGGGCGGCAGCGAGUGGCAUCAGACUCGCCCAAGUCGUGGCAGGGCACCGCCGCCGCUGCUGCUGCCAUGCUCGCUGCCUCGCUGCUGCUGCUCUCUCUGCUGCCGCCUCCCCUUGCACCCGUCCAUGAUGCCUCUGCUGCUGCGCUUCACCAAUCGCUGUUUUCCAAUCUACUACAGGCGCCCAUGACAGCGAGCGUGGUGGCGUGCGUCUUCUCUGCGCUGCUGGAGGCGUUCACCCACCAGCUCGACAACGCCUUCAUCCCCCUCCUGCACUUCGCCCUCUGCUGCCUCUAG
Messenger RNA from Closterium sp. NIES-65, 2988 nucleotides. Lineage: Eukaryota; Viridiplantae; Streptophyta; Zygnematophyceae; Desmidiales; Closteriaceae. The record is from the annotation of a GenBank genome assembly.